AUGGAGCGCACUUUCAUUGCUAUUAAGCCAGAUGGUGUUCAGCGCGGCCUGGUGGGUGAGAUCAUAAAGCGCUUUGAGCAGAAAGGCUUCCAUCUAGUGGCCAUGAAGUUCAUGCAGGCGCCUGAAGACCUUUUGAAGGAGCACUACAUCGACCUGAAGGAUCGCCCCUUCUACCCAGGGCUAGUUAAGUACAUGAGCUCUGGCCCGGUUGUUCCAAUGGUCUGGGAGGGUCACGGUGUGGUCAGCACUGGUCGUGUGAUGCUGGGCGAAACCAACCCUGCUGAUUCAAAGCCUGGGACCAUCCGUGGUGACUUCUGCAUCCAGGUUGGCAGGAACAUCUGCCAUGGUAGCGAUUCGGUGGAAAGUGCCAAGAAGGAGAUUAACUUGUGGUUCAAGCCAGAGGAGCUGACCUCUUACUCGAGCUGCUCAGAAAAAUGGAUCUACGAGUAG
Ailuropoda melanoleuca (giant panda) is the source of this 450-nucleotide messenger RNA. RefSeq names its product nucleoside diphosphate kinase-like. The transcript has a single exon. The coding region runs from base 1 to 450 and encodes 149 amino acids. Gene Ontology annotation, molecular function: nucleoside diphosphate kinase activity. Gene Ontology annotation, biological process: UTP biosynthetic process; GTP biosynthetic process; CTP biosynthetic process. NCBI's taxonomy places the organism in Eukaryota, Metazoa, Chordata, Mammalia, Carnivora, Ursidae. The record is from RefSeq and is a predicted model, not a curated record.